AUGUGCUGGAUCGUGAGUACGACGGGACGGGAAGUCUUUUGGCUAUACUAUGGCUUCCGACAGGAGAAAUCUUUGCAAUGGAAGAGGACACAAGCCAUAUUGAAAGAGCAGUCCGUAGAAAUGGGAGAGCAAUACGAUGCUCCGGAAAGUGUGGACCUCAUCCUGCCGUUCAUCGAAAGCUUUCAUCUGCAGGAUAGAUACGCUUGCUCAGCUCAAGGAGCCAGAUCCGAAGAAGUAUUCCAAGCUUCAACGAAUUCUUUGCUUACCGUAUUCCCCACGAUCGACUUGGCACAGAAGUUUUGGAUCAAAGGGUUUGGCUUUUCUCUGGAGGGGCUGCUUGGGUCAAAAGAGCUGGCGCAGGACUUUGAUGGCGGCUCCAUCAACAUUGCACGUCUCGCGACUCAAGAUUAUCAUCGAUGGCAUGCACCGACGUCGGGAACGGUGGACAGCAUUACAGACAUACCUGGAACGUAUUACACUGUUAAUCCACAGGCUAUCAACGAGCCAGGUACACUCGAUGUCUUCUGCGAGAAUAAGCGAUCUGUGAUGAUGCUCAAACGCGCCGCCACAGGCUCACGGGUCGCGCUUAUUGCCGUCGGCGCUAUGCUGGUGGGUAGCAUAAGAUACAAUCCUGGUAUUCAGCAAGGCGCGGAGGUGACGGGAGGUCAGUGUCUUGGCGCAUUUCUCUACGGUGGUAGCACCGUCAUUGUGCUGUAUCCGGAGAACGAGGUUGAAUUGGACCAGGACCUCGUCAAAAACUCGACCGAGAGUGUAUGUGAGACUCUGGUCAGAGUCGGAGAGCGGGUGGAAGCGGAGUAUGGAUGUGGAAGUGGGAGCGGGGGUUGGUGA
This is a messenger RNA of Pseudocercospora fijiensis CIRAD86, 849 nucleotides long. RefSeq lists its product as uncharacterized. Gene Ontology annotation, biological process: phospholipid biosynthetic process. Gene Ontology annotation, molecular function: phosphatidylserine decarboxylase activity. NCBI's taxonomy places the organism in Eukaryota, Fungi, Ascomycota, Dothideomycetes, Mycosphaerellales, Mycosphaerellaceae. The record is from RefSeq and is a predicted model, not a curated record. The transcript has 3 exons. The coding region runs from base 1 to 849 and encodes 282 amino acids.